This is a messenger RNA of Astrephomene gubernaculifera, 1947 nucleotides long. The record is from the annotation of a GenBank genome assembly. Lineage: Eukaryota; Viridiplantae; Chlorophyta; Chlorophyceae; Chlamydomonadales; Astrephomenaceae.
CGAGCUGCUGGACCUCUUCCGCAAGGCGCUAACCGUCUCCUACCCCAGCGCCGGCGCGGAGCCCAUGCUCGCUGCCUGCAACAACGCCAAGAACGGCGACUAUCAAUGCAACAACGCGAUGGCGCUCUUUGGAAAGCUUAAGGGAACAGAAAACGCGCCAAAGGCGCCUCGCGACGUCGCAAAUGCCAUCCUCGGGGCGCUGCCAACCAAUGAUCUGGUUGCUGAGACCAGCCUGGCCGGCCCCGGUUUCAUCAACAUCCGCCUCAACCGCGGCUACCUGUCCAAGCGCAUCAGCAGCAUGCUCACCAACGGGCUGGCCAGCUGGGCGCCCGCGGGGCACGCCGGCAAGAAGGUUGUGAUCGACUUCAGCUCCCCCAACGUGGCCAAGGAGAUGCACGUGGGUCACCUGCGCUCCACCAUCAUUGUGACACGCUGUGCCGUAUCUUCGAGUACAGCGGCGCUGACGUGCUGCGGCUGAACCACGUGGGCGACUGGGGCACUCAGUUCGGCAUGCUCAUCGAGCACAUGUCGGACGCGCGGCGGCAGCGGGUGGCCGCGGGCGGGGAGGACAAGGACGCGGAUGAGGACGUGGCGGACCUGCAGGAGCUGUACCGUGCCGCGAAGAAGCGGUUCGACGAGGAGGAGGAGUUCAAGACGCGCGCCAGGGAGGCGGUUACUCGGCUGCAGAGCGGCGACCCCGCCAGCCUGGCUUCCUGGCAGCGCAUCUGCGCCGCCAGCCGCCGCGAGUUCGAGGCCAUCUACUCUCGGCUGGGGGUGACGCUGCAGGAGCGGGGCGAGUCGUUCUACAACCCCAUGCUCAAGGACGUGGUGGAGGAGCUCAAGUCCGCGGGUGUCGCCACGCUGGACAACGGGGCCACGUGUGUGUUUGUGGAGGGGCAGUCGGUGCCGCUCAUCGUGCAGAAGAGCGACGGCGGGUUCGGGUACGCCAGCACGGACAUGGCGGCCAUCAAGCACCGGCUGUUUGAGGAGAAGGCGGACUGGAUCAUCUACGUGACGGACGUGGGUCAGUCGCAGCACUUCGAGCUGGUGUUCGCGGCGGCCCGCAAGGCGGGGUGGCUGGUGGAGGGGAGCGGGCCGCGCGUGUCGCAUGUGGGCUUUGGUCUGGUGCUGGGAGAGGAUGGCAAGCGGUUCAGGACCCGCUCCGGCGACCUGGUGCGGCUGGUGGAGCUGCUGGAUGAGGCCAAGAGCCGCUGCGCCGCCACCAUUCGGGAGCGCAGGGCGGAGGCGGGAGAGGAGGUGGACGAUGCGGAGGUGGAGGCCGCUGCCUGCGCCAUGGGCUACGGCGCCGUCAAGUACGCGGACCUGAAGAACCAUCGCACCACCAACUACAAGUUCUCGUUCGAUGAGAUGCUCAACCUGAAGGGCAACACCGCGGUAUACCUGCUGUACGCACAUGCGCGCAUUGCGGGCAUUGUUCGCAAGGCGGGGCAGGACGUCUACUCGCUGGCCGCCUCCACACCCGUGGCUCUGGACCACCCCAAGGAGUUGGAGCUGGCGCUGCACCUGUGCAAGCUGCCGGAGGCGCUGGAGGACGCGAUUGAGGAGCUGGCUCCCAACAGGCUCACCGACUACCUGUACGAGCUGUCGGAGCGCUUCAACUCCUUCUACGUGGACUGCAAGGUGCUGGGCAGCGAGCAGGAGGCCUCCCGACUGCUGCUGAGCGAGGCGACGGCGGUGGUGAUGCGAAAGUGCUUCGAGCUGCUGGGGAUCAAGCCGCUGUACCGCAUCUAAGGAGACGAAGGAAGAGGAGGGGAAGGAGGAGCAGAGGGGUGUGGGGUGGUGGUGGUGCAAGGUGGGGUGCUUGGGCAAGGGCGAAUCGAGCCGAAUCGAGCGGCGGUUUGGUGGGGUGGGGAGACGUGCAGGGAGGCUGCAGCAGGGAUGGUGUGGGUGCGAGCAGCUGCAGGGUGGCUAUGCGGGCGAGGAGGU